UCACAAUCUUCCAUGAUAGUUCAAAGGUUCCAGAGAGGCAGCCGCACGAGUUGACUCACCAACCAAUCUCUUCAUCAUUAUUGAUUGAUUCUCGUAUUUUCAAUCUCACAUGAAACCUCACUUCUCUAUCCUCUUCGCUUUCGCAUCUUCCUCACAAAAGUCAACCAACCCUCGGGCUCUACUCCGGCCAUGCCCCGUCGAUUAAACGACGGAGAUCCUGGCCGUUUUACCGCCGCCGCGCUCCUUUUCAUCGGUCUGAUCUCGUGUCUUGUCGUCUACGCUGUCUUCUCUACUCUUCUCCGUCCCCAAGACCACGCACUCGAUUCUGCUGUCCGGUCGCAAGAUCACUCCCGAGUAGAUGGUGGCGGAGGGUGUUGCCGUGGAGUAGAUAAUCUGGAGCUGUGGGGUUCGGCGGUGAAGUGGGGGACGGAUUUCAAGUUUAAUUCGUCUGAUGAGUGUUGCAAGGCGUGUAAAGUUAUGUGCAGCGGCAACCACGGACCUUGUUUGUGCGAUUCAUGGGUCUUCUGCGGGGACAAAGAGGCUUGCGGGUCCAAGUUCGGAGAGUGUUGGUUGAAGAAGCAAAAUGAUGUUUUGGUCCCUGAUCGACAGGAAGGUGGGCAGAAAGUGAUGUGGACAUCUGGGCUGAUAUUCGGACAAGGCCAGGGCAUUGUUGGUUUUGAGACGGAACACGGUGUACUUCAUGUCAAACUUCACCCUGAGUGCGCUCCUCACUCAGUAUACUACAUUCUUAGUUUGUUAACUAUGCGCCACUGCGCCGGCUGCCAGUUUCAUCGGGCUGAGAAUCGAGGAUCAUAUUGGGACUCACAAGGCAAUCAUAUUAACAACGCUCCCUAUGGUCCACCAUACGCCAUGAUUCAAGGAAUACUCCAGCCAGAGGGAAACAUGUUCACGCCGAUCCCAACCGAGCAUUGCCCAACCAUAAGCCGUGGUUCUGUUGGGUGGGUCGGCUCGGGUCCAGAGUUCUUUAUCAGUCUAGCAAACCACCACGAAUGGAAGCAAUCUUACACUGUGUUCGGCUCUGUUCUGCCAGAAGACAUGGAGGUUGCUGAGAGGAUUGCCGGUUUACCAACAAGAACCGAUGUUUGGAACAGCGUUAAUGUCUCUGUGCUGGAGAAACCGGUGUCGUUAACCGUACGGAGAAUGAAAUCUGGCCAAGAACAAGAAGAAUCCGGUUCGUGAACGUGAAGAACCGAACAAUGUUUUUCUUAUUUGAUUUGAAAGUUUAUAAUAUCUCCUUUUUUAUUGUGCAUAAAAAAACUACGGUAGAAUUUCUUUGAUUUUUGGCCGUUUUAAAUGAAAAUAUAUAUAUGGCUUAGUAUAA
Molecule: messenger RNA, 1342 nt
Organism: Brassica oleracea var. oleracea
Lineage: Eukaryota; Viridiplantae; Streptophyta; Magnoliopsida; Brassicales; Brassicaceae
Exons: 5
Coding region: 190-1200 (336 amino acids)
Biological process (GO): protein peptidyl-prolyl isomerization
Molecular function (GO): peptidyl-prolyl cis-trans isomerase activity
Source: RefSeq, a predicted model, not a curated record